AACUUUCAGGUAGUUCUUCUUUAUUCAGGGAAUAAAUUUGUUAGAAGCAGAAGGUGGAAAGAAUGUCGGUGCCAGAUCCGGACGAGGCGAUGGAUGCCCAUGUAGAAGAACCCAUAGACGAUACCGAUUUCGAUCUGAACAAUGCAAAUGAAGUUGAUGAUGAAUUUGUUGGUCAACCCACAGUUUCACCCGUACUUCCUGGAGAAAAUGGUAGCGCUCUCCAGAAAAUUCCUUUUGUACCGACUCUCGCUCAGAACGUUGUUAAUUCCAUACCGUUUGAUUUGGAAGCAGUUCGAACUAGUUAUACAGGUUAUGCAUUGAUUAAUCGUUUGUUGUUCAUAGCCGACACUUGUCCUCCAUUGCAAAAAGAUUCAUUAGUUAUGCUUAUCAACUAUACUGUUGAGCAUACUUCAAAUGUACAAGUGUAUCUAGCAGCUCAUCAUCGUUUAAAUGCAUUGCGUACAGCACCCCUUGAAUUACACUCAGUUAGUGUUUCCACAGAUAUGAAUACUGUUGAUGAUUUACCCCGCGUGAAUUCACAGUGGAUGGAUGCAACUACAGCAAAAUCACAGGCUCGUUUGGACAUGCUUGCAGUUGAAUUCAAAAGGCAGAAGGAGGAAGGUGUUAAGGAGUCUACGAGGCGCACUAUGCGUGAUCUUUUUGAGCAGCAGAUCGCCAUGGGGCAACUGCAAGAAGCUGCUAAGCUAUAUGGUCGUGGGAUACGAGAAUAUUGCACUUCACCAAAACAUAUCAUUGAGAUGCUGAUGAGUUGGAUAGAAGUGACGAUAUAUCUUAAUCACUGGCAUCGUGUGGAGCCUCUCCUUACGCAGGUUGAAAGAGCUCUGAUUGAAGCAAUGGAAGUGGAAAAUGUGGCGGCAACAUCAACGAGUCGGCCUGGUCGUUUGGCAGCAAAUUCAACUUAUGCAGCCACUAGGAAUAUGAAAGAAAUAAUUGAUACUGCAAAAGCUAAAGUUGGAGCAGUUGCUGCUUUAAAUUACCUUAACAUGAGAAAUUACAGACUAGUGGCCGAGAAAUGUUUGAAGAUUGAAUUUGAUUAUUUUGAUUAUCCAGCUUUGUUGGCCGCUAAAGAUGUUGUUAUGUUCGGUACUAUUUGUGCAUUAGCAACUUUUAGCCGAUCAGAAUUGAAAGAAAAAGUCUUAGGAAGCUUAAUAUUCCGGAAAUUCCUCGAAGCGGAGCCAAAACUUAUUGAAUUACUGGAAAAAUUUGUAAAAAGUCAAUUUGGAAUUUGUUUUGAUAUUUUGGAAGAGAUUCGUGAUCAACUUCUUUUAAAUAUGCAUCUUUGGUCACAUGUAAAGGAACUCUAUUAUUUAAUUCGGCGACGAGCCAUUGUACAGUAUUUCACACCGUAUAAAGCUGCUAAUAUGGAUAAAAUGGCUAUUAUUUUUCGUGUUCAUGUUAGCGAGCUGGAAAAUGAGCUUGUUAAAUUAAUUGCGAAAAACGAAAUAUCUGCUAGAAUCGACUCAUCUUGUAAAAAGUUGUACGCGAAAAUCGAAAACCAAGUUACGACUACUUACAAUGAGCUUAUAGAAGUUAGUGAUGCUAUGCAUCGUAACAUUUUGGAUAUCUUACUACGGGCCGCACUUCAUCAAGCUCAAAUAAUAGUUGGACAAUCGGAAAAUGGUGCACGUAAUAGACGCCGUCCUCUACAGGCAUCUUCCGCAACCGAUGAAUUGUCGGAACGUAAAAUAUGUGCCGGUAACACAAGCGAUAGUACAGCAAGCUGCUCAACAAGUCAACUACCAGGACCUACUAGAAGUUUGAUGUCACGUAUUUUUGGUUCUGCCCGCGUUACCUUCAGUCCGAUCAAUUCAUCACAAGCUGCGGAAGCAGAUAGUUCAGAUGAAGUACCCAAGACUAGUCCACUGAGAAGAGAAAGCAUGGACGUUGCACCUGCAAUGGAAAAGUUACUCCCUGAGGCAUCCUCUUCAGUAAUUGCUGGUAAUGAGAAUCCUCAGGAAGUAAUCGUGCAACGGCAUUCAGGUGAUCAACAAGCCCCUUCAUUUCUGAAAGACGCUGUUUCUGAUGUUGAUGGUUGUGAUAGAGUCGAUGAAUGACUUUAUUUUAAAAUUUAAUUCAACUUUUUUUUCAUUACGUCGUUUCAUUAAGUAAUGGAUAUCGUUUUAUGUGAAAUAAAU
Loa loa (African eye worm) is the source of this 2156-nucleotide messenger RNA. RefSeq lists its product as hypothetical. NCBI's taxonomy places the organism in Eukaryota, Metazoa, Nematoda, Chromadorea, Rhabditida, Onchocercidae. The coding region runs from base 63 to 2075 and encodes 670 amino acids. Gene Ontology annotation, cellular component: COP9 signalosome. The record is from RefSeq and is a predicted model, not a curated record. The transcript has 14 exons.